This is a messenger RNA of Alternaria hordeiaustralica, 564 nucleotides long. RefSeq lists its product as uncharacterized. The transcript is spliced from 2 exons. NCBI's taxonomy places the organism in Eukaryota, Fungi, Ascomycota, Dothideomycetes, Pleosporales, Pleosporaceae. The coding region runs from base 1 to 564 and encodes 187 amino acids. The record is from RefSeq and is a predicted model, not a curated record.
AUGGACUUACUACACCACGUCACCUUGGUGAUACUUCUUGAAUCCGAUACUGUCGACCACACCGAUUAUCUGGAACGAUUCAAGUCACUGCUCCUCCUCGACAAAGCGCAUACGAAGAUCACCAUCUGCGUGCCCUUUCUCAUUGACUACCCAAAUUUCAGAGACGCACAAGUUUUGCCAUUGAGAGCGCAUGCGCAGAGUGCAGCCUACCUCUUCCCAGACUUGGUUGACCUGAGAAGGAGGGGAUACAAGGUGACAGUGCGUUCUGAAAGGGGCCUGGAAUUUCUGGUUGAACCUGAAGAAACUACCGUGGAAGGGUGGACAAAGAAAUUCGAAGCGGCUGUUGAAGAGGCUCGCAUAAAGUUUUGGAAAGGGGAGUAUAGUGGACAUUAUCCGGACUGGGACGACAUGCAGGACAAGAUGGAGGAUGCGUCACAGAAGUAUAUCUCGGAUAGCUCACAGCACUACUAUUCGGAUGAUCUACAAGAGGAAGAUUCGGAUGAAUCACACGAGGAUGAGUCAGACGAGUCACAAGAGGAUGAUAUGGACGAAUCAGAAGGAUAA